Molecule: messenger RNA, 678 nt
Organism: Ornithorhynchus anatinus (platypus)
Lineage: Eukaryota; Metazoa; Chordata; Mammalia; Monotremata; Ornithorhynchidae
Product: NAD(P)H pyrophosphatase NUDT13, mitochondrial-like
Exons: 3
Coding region: 1-678 (225 amino acids)
Source: RefSeq, a predicted model, not a curated record
AUGGCUCUAAUCUGUCGAGCGACAAGAGGAACGUGCAGGAGAACGUCAUCGUUGCACAGCAGACUGUCGCUCUCCACCUACGUCUCGAAAAUGCGGUACCUGUUUGACUUAGAAGACAACCAUGCUUGCAGGCAAGCCCUGAACUCAGGAACCUUCUACCUCUUUCACAGCCUGACUCCUUUGCUGCUGAAAUCUGGGAAUGGUUUCGUGCCUCCACUGUUCAUUCUCUCGGAGGUGGAAAGACUGCUGGGCAAGUUUGCACAAAAUCCCCAGAGGAUUGAAGACUUGGUGCUGACUGGCUGCUCAGACCAACAGGAGGCCCAGUUUGCACUGGAUCUGGGUUUGAGUGAAGACUCUUUGGAGAGAUCUGCAGUUGAAACAGAACUCCAGGGCUCUUUCACGGAACUGUGGAAGGCCCUCUUCCAGCUGGAAGAGAAGGAUGUCACCUUGUUGUCUACGAAAACGCAAGUAAACAUGUUAUCCAGAGCACCAGUUAACUCUACAGUACCACCAGUUUUCCCAGAACCCCAGGCUGACAAAAGCUCGAAGAUUAAUCAGGAGGGGUUAAUCCACCUCAACCCCCCUCCACCACCCACCGACUUGGAAGCAGCACAAAGAAAUAUUUGUGUGAUUAAAACAAGUCAGGUGAAAGGUGUGAGGAGGUUGACUGAGAAAUAG